CGCGAAUGGCACCUGACCGACUUCGAUAUCGGCCGGCCACUAGGCAAGGGCAAGUUUGGGCGCGUGUACAUGGUCCGCACCAAGUGCGAGCCUCAUUACAUCCUCGCGCUUAAGUGCUUGUACAAGUCCGAAAUCGUUCAGUCCCGCGUCGAGAAGCAGAUUCGGCGCGAGAUUGAGAUCCAACAGAACCUGCGACAUCCGAACGUCCUGCGCCUGUACGGCUACUUCCACGAUGAGAAGCGAAUCUUCCUCAUGCUCGAGUUUGCUGGCAAGGGCGAGCUCUACAAGCAGCUCACGAAGCACGGAUGCUUCUCCGAGAAGCGGAGCGCACGCUACGUUGAUCAAAUGGCCGACGCGUUAAUGUAUCUCCACUCGAAGCAUGUAAUUCACCGAGAUAUCAAGCCAGAGAACUUGCUCUUGGGGAUCAACGGAGAGCUGAAGAUUGGAGACUUCGGUUGGAGUGUGCAUGCUCCGGGAAACCGUAGAAAGACCCUGUGCGGCACGCUGGAUUAUCUUCCGCCGGAGAUGGUCGAGGGGAAGGAGCACAACGAGAAGGUUGAUUAUUGGGCUCUCGGUGUACUCACAUACGAGUUCAUUGUUGGGGCUCCGCCGUUCGAGGACUUGACUGGACAUAACGCAACGUACAAACGUAUUGCGCGAGUCGACCUAAAGAUUCCUACAAAGGUAUCUCCAGAGGCAAGGGACCUAAUCACUAAGCUCCUCCAAUAUGAUCCAGAGAAACGCCUGCCGCUCAGCGAGGUGCGCAAGCACCCUUGGGUAGUUAUGCAUCGUUCGAAGAGCGGCUCGACCACAGCGCGUGCUUCAUGA
Phanerochaete carnosa HHB-10118-sp is the source of this 828-nucleotide messenger RNA. RefSeq lists its product as uncharacterized. The annotation marks the transcript as partial. The transcript is spliced from 3 exons. The record is from RefSeq and is a predicted model, not a curated record. Gene Ontology annotation, cellular component: spindle microtubule; spindle pole centrosome; spindle midzone. Gene Ontology annotation, molecular function: ATP binding; protein kinase activity. NCBI's taxonomy places the organism in Eukaryota, Fungi, Basidiomycota, Agaricomycetes, Polyporales, Phanerochaetaceae. Gene Ontology annotation, biological process: mitotic spindle organization; regulation of cytokinesis; protein phosphorylation.